CACGUUAGUUGAAGCGGAAUGAAUUUCCAACAUCAAAAAGAAAUGAAAGACGAUCCGUUAAAACUUGUGUACGUACUAGGAUAUAAGAUGUUUCAGAACGAACGCGUUAAGUUAAUUUUAAAAUUUUUACUGUGCAUGAUUUCUCUGAUUUUAAGCGUCCAGACUUGUUUCUUCGUGUCGUCACCAGAUGUUUUAAAAUUAAUUAAAUAUGGCCUUAGCUUUUGCCAAAUGGCUUAUGCAGCCUUUGUAAUAUUCUUACAUUUAUACAAAAACAAGUGGAUUGACGACAUCAUGAAUUAUUUUCCACUUUGGGACAUCGACACAGCUGGCGAUACAAUCACAAACAAAAUUAAAAAGGAAUCGAAAUUUAUUAAAUAUUACGUAAUUUCGAACACUAUAUCGUGUCAAUUUUGGGUCAGUCUAAUGAUGUACUCCCAGUUGACUAACCUUCCACACAGAAGUGAUGGUCGAAAUCCAUGCUACUAUAUGUUAUCAUUAAUAGUUUACGUGAUAAACUUUGCUAUGUUAGGUCAUACAUAUCAAUUUCUGUAUGUAACCCAACAAGUGAAAUUUCAAAUGUAUUUAUUCAACAAGUACGUCGAGGAAGUUUGUCGUAUGGAUGAAGAAGAAACAGAGGAAGAAAGAUUAGUGGAUGAUCAAAGAUACCAAGAGGAAGUCAGACUCAGACUUACUCUACUCGUUAGAAGACAUUGCGAAUUUAAGAGAUGGAGAACCAUGUGUCUGGAUGUAAUACGCAACUUUAUAAUACCAUUUAGUGUAGGGGCUGGCGUUCUUUUAUUUAUGGACCUGUAUUCUUUUUUGACUAGCGAUCAGUCAUCGGUCAUGGAUUUAUGGUGCAACGCUCUUUUUACCCUCCAAGCGACAUCCGCGUUUAUAUCCACAAUAACUGCAGCCGAAACUUUACAAGACGAAUCUGAUAAUACGUUCACCACACUUAUGCUAACAAAAUGGUACAAUUUUAAUUGCGAAAAUAGAAAAUAUUUUCUAAUCAUGUUGGGCAACAGUUUGAAACCUAUAAACCUUAGCUUUUCAGCUGAGAUUGCUAUAGACUACCGCCUAGGAAUGGCUAUUGGCAAACUGGUAUACUCGGGAGUUUCAGUUUUCUUUUAAGAAUAAUCGUGACAGCUCGUUUUUGUCAUUUAUGUUCUCACGAUAUUAUUUAAAUUCACCACGGACCCGGUUAUUUCAUUCAAGCAAGACUUCUAUCACCUAAGACCAAGUGAAUGCAAAUAUUCCGACUACGCCACUUUCACGACCCAGAUGCUCGUUAUGAAUUAAAAUAAACAUUUUAUUACAGACGACUGUUUCUGCUCGUCGACGAGUCUUUCAAGACCGCCGAAGGAAGAAAAUGUUGAUUUGUAGAGAUAGUGUUACAGUAUAAUUACAACUCAGUAUGUAUAAUUUUCGAGCAAAGUAGAAUUAUUCUCAAAAUUGGAGUUUUUUUCGUGAACCUGCCCUUUAAAAAAACAAAAAAAUUUCAGUAUUGAAAAGGUAAAUCUAG
Molecule: messenger RNA, 1522 nt
Organism: Zophobas morio
Lineage: Eukaryota; Metazoa; Arthropoda; Insecta; Coleoptera; Tenebrionidae
Exons: 7
Coding region: 19-1131 (370 amino acids)
Biological process (GO): detection of chemical stimulus involved in sensory perception of smell; sensory perception of smell
Cellular component (GO): plasma membrane
Molecular function (GO): odorant binding; olfactory receptor activity
Source: RefSeq, a predicted model, not a curated record